AUGGUUAAUUUCAACAGUAAGCUGCCGCAACACGUUGGAGAUAUCAAUAUUCUGAUGGUGAGGAGCCAAUGGGAGGGGGGAAAAGAUGCAAGGGGGAGGAGAAGGAAGAAGGCUGAGACACACAAGCAAUGUGUGCAAGGCAGAGACAGACGAGGGCUCCGCACACUGCGCUUCAGAGGCUAUGCUGAGACUGAGCUGCUGACGACAGGAGCAGGGUCUCUGGCUGCCAUCAACAAAGUCUGCGGAAAAGGACAGUUGAAUGCAGCCUCCGAUGUGCACAAAAGAAUGGGUUUCCAUUCAAGGUGGCCAUUGGUGGGACCUGCACCGUCGGCACUGUGUCUAUGUGUGAUCAGCAUGCUGUUGCUGUGCCUGCUGCCCCCUGCGUCGUGCACAACCUGCCCUCAGAAAUGCCGCUGUGAGGAUCUGCAGUUCUACUGCGACACCCAGGGGCUUCAGGCACCCCCAGAUGGUGUGGACAAGGGGGCCCUGGGGCUGUCGCUUCGUCACAACAGCAUCACUGAGCUCAGCCCUGACCAAUUCUACGGCUUCAGUCAGCUCACCUGGCUACAUCUGGACCACAACCAGAUUACCACAGUACAGGAGGAUGCCUUUCAAGGGCUCUACAAGCUCAAGGAUCUUAACCUGAGCUCAAAUCGCAUCACCAAGUUGCCCAACACAACCUUCAUCCACCUCAUCAACCUACAGAUACUGGACCUAUCCUUCAAUCAGAUGACAGCAUUGGAACCAGAACUGUUUCAUGGGCUGAGAAAACUCCAGAUUCUCCACCUGCGCUCCAAUUCACUUCGCACCACACCUGUUCGGGCCUUCUGGGACUGUAGAAGCCUGGAGUAUCUGGGACUGAGCAACAAUCGCCUCCGGAGCCUGGCCCGCAAUGGCUUUGCUGGGCUCAUUAAGCUCAGAGAGCUCCACUUGGAACACAAUCAGCUGACCAAGAUCAACUUGGCCCAUUUCCCUCGCCUCGUUGCCCUCCAGUUUCUAUAUCUGCAGUGGAAUAAGAUAAGCAACCUGACAUGUGGCAUGGAGUGGACCUGGACCACACUGGAGAAGCUGGACCUAACAGGGAAUGAGAUUCGUGUCUUGACACCUGAUGUGUUUGAAACGCUGCCAAACUUAAAGAUUCUCCUGCUGGAUAACAACAAACUGAGUAGUCUGGAUCCCCAGGUGUUGGAUAAGUGGCGGUCUCUGGGUACUAUUGGGCUGUCUAGCAACCUAUGGGAAUGUUCCAAAAGGAUCUGCUCUCUGGCUACUUGGCUGAGCACCUUUAAGGGAAGGUGGGAACAUUCCAUCCUCUGCCACAGCCCAGAAUAUGCCCAGGGUGAGGAAAUACUAGAUGCCGUUUAUGGAUUCCAACUCUGCCAGAAUUUUUCAGUGCCAGUUGUAGAGACUAUCAGCACGACCACAGACGCCACUACAACCCUGGACGUCACCACCUCCUUCUUUGGAAUUAUGCAGCAGACUCCAACACAGGACUAUGCAGAGAAUUUUGGGAGCUUUACUACAGUGACCACCACAACAAUCACGACUCAAACACCACGCACUCCUAAAACAACUACCAUUGUGUUUGAAGAGCCAGCUGUAACAGAUGACUUCUCUCAAAUGGACAAUACUGUUCUCACUCACAGGGUUAUAAUUGGAACUAUGGCCCUGCUAUUUUCAUUCUUUCUCAUCAUUUUCAUUGUGUAUAUCUCACGGAAGUGCUGCCCUCCCACCCUGCGCCGGAUACGCCACUGCUCAGCUAUCCAGAACCGCAGACAGAUGAGAACCCAGCAGCGGCAGCCUAUGGCAGACCUAGCUACACAGGUGCCCUAUAAUGAGUAUGAGCCCAGCCAUGAAGAGGGAGCACUUGUCAUCAUCAACGGCUAUGGGCAGUGCAAGUGUCAGCAACUGCCUUAUAAGGAGUGUGAAGUAUGA
Lampris incognitus (smalleye Pacific opah) is the source of this 1932-nucleotide messenger RNA. It is a transcript of the gene lrrtm2, whose product is annotated as leucine rich repeat transmembrane neuronal 2. The record is from RefSeq and is a predicted model, not a curated record. The coding region runs from base 1 to 1932 and encodes 643 amino acids. The transcript is spliced from 4 exons. Gene Ontology annotation, molecular function: protein binding. NCBI's taxonomy places the organism in Eukaryota, Metazoa, Chordata, Actinopteri, Lampriformes, Lampridae.